GUCCCCGAAUGGAUGUUGAGCUGCCGCAGAGACGGAGAAGCAAGCGAGCAGCGCCAGGAACGAUCCGUGCAUUGUCAUCGUGUCCUGUCCGGAUAAUCAAAUCCGGAUAUAACAGAUCAGAGUGAUGGUCCGUCACUUCAACAUCCGCAAAAUGGGACGGCAAGAGGUGAUUCCGCAACGGAGUGCGCGCGCGGAAGACGGCGCCACUGACGACAGGAAGGACGCCGCGUACUGGAGUCGGGCGUUUGUGAACCCUUCUAGAAGCCGCCAGGUCAGUCGGCUAUGGCCGGAGAAGGCGCUAGUGCUGACCGAUGGCGUGCAGCUCUUCGCACUCAUGUGGCAGCUAUCGCAGCCCUGGCCCUGGCCUGCUCGCUGGCUGGAGGCCACCCGUUGGGCCAACGCAUUCUCUCUUGACUUCUUCAGUUUCCGAGCCACAGGCGCUGCCAUGGGCUCCACGUCGCAGUCAUUUUCACUAUGGGGUGAGAUGCCUCAAUAUUGGCUCUACGCUCUCGCGUGGGCGCUCGUGCCGUGGACUGGAGUGUUGAUGCUGCAAGUGUCCAAGCGAGUGUGGAACAAACAGGGACGCAGUGACUACUUGCUGCUCGGUGUGACGUGGGAGAAUGUGUUACUGCAGAUACUACAGUUCCUGUAUGUGCCUGUGGGGCUGACCGUGUUGCGAUUGGUAAACUGCAAUGCUGAUGGCAAAGUGUCGGUCGAUCCUAUGGGUAUGACCUGUGGUAGCGUGGGGCAUGUAAUGGCAGUACUGGUUAUUACAUGUAUCAUGGGUGGGGGCUUUCUGGUUGGACUCCCGUGGACAUUACGCCGCCGUAUUCGAGAGUCGAUGGUUCAUUCGAGCGUGGAGAAGCACGAACGCUUUAUACAGGGAAAGGAGCUGGAGUUUAUACUCGGCACGUCGGAUACAUAUCUGGAGCUGUACAUGCCACAGUUUGCGUCUUUCCAUAGAUACUCAGCGGAGAUGCCAGUGCAGAUGUGCAUGAUCAAGUUGUUGCUGAUGCUUGUCUUCUCAGUUUUGCGGUCGCCAUGGCCUUCAAUGGUGAAUCAGGGGAUGCAAGGGUCGAUUUUCUUCUUUGUAGUUGUGGGUACGGCUGUGUAUAGGACGUGGAGAUUUCAUUAUCGCUGUGUGUCCACGUCUCACUUAGUCAUUCUCGUCGACUGGAUGCUGGUCGCCAACGGAGUAUUUGUGUUGCUUUGUGCAAAUGGUGUCCGCAGUGCACUUACAGUGUCAACAUCGGUGACGUCAUCGUUGACUUUCCUGAAUGCAUGUUUCUUGGUUAUGAUCAGCUUGAAGGGGCUACGUGACAUUGUAUUGUUUAAACUGUACCCGGAGUCUGCCAAACUAAAAGGGUUGUGUUGGCCAACCCAUGGCCAGAUGAAGGAUAUUGUUGACUAUGGACCGCAGGUAGAAUCCUGGGUGAAAGCGAUUCACAAUGCGCAGAAUACCAUUCUCGCGUCGCUUCUUGUUAUACCGUCUAUGCGGUGUUGCGAAGACUUAGAAACCGUGCUAAACCAAGUUGAACUCUGUUAUAAAGAAGCAGGUAGCUGUGAUCACUUGUUAAUGGGGCAACUUUACGAGGUCUCGAUGCACGUCCAUGAACUCUACGUGGAGGCAGUAGCGUCAAGUCCUUUUCAUCGCAUCGGUUUUCCAGCAAAUGAUAUGACCGAACUUACAGGCGUUCUGCAACGACGGAAAGAUCGGCAACUACUGCUUACAAGUCGAACUCGACGUGUCUUGAACAAGCUAAAUAUUGCAAGGAGCUGGUCGCAUCGAGCACGAUCGUAUGCAUUUGAGAAUACUGGCUGGAGCCGUGCACGCACUGCAGUUGGCGUUCAAAAGUUUCUGGACGCAGAAUCUGACAGUCACCAGGCUGGCUCAGCGCCAGCAACAACAGAUUGGAAAGCUGUGAAUUCUGUUUUCAGCCUGAAAUGCCCCGAAACAAAGGAUUCGGAACUUCUCAUAUCAGUGCUAGCGUGGAGCGAGUCGCUAGACUUAGUAAAGUGGUGUGCAAUGCAAGAUUUUUAUUCAGUGGGGAAGAGCCCUCAAGAGCAGUACUUCUCGCUGAAAAAUGCGAGGCAGUUUGGAAUUCAAGGAGGAAUAGUAUCGUGUGGAGUGGCAGACAGCAGUUUCGCUGUUUUACAAGCCUUGUCCAUCGGUGUCACUGAAUCAGAUGCUCUGUUAGCAUCUACCGAUGACGAAAUGCUCCGACCAAACACUCCAGCUUUGCUGUAA
Molecule: messenger RNA, 2248 nt
Organism: Phytophthora nicotianae INRA-310
Lineage: Eukaryota; Oomycota; Peronosporomycetes; Peronosporales; Peronosporaceae
Exons: 4
Coding region: 125-2248 (707 amino acids)
Source: RefSeq, a predicted model, not a curated record